Molecule: messenger RNA, 1593 nt
Organism: Malassezia japonica
Lineage: Eukaryota; Fungi; Basidiomycota; Malasseziomycetes; Malasseziales; Malasseziaceae
Gene: IKS1
Product: putative serine/threonine-protein kinase iks1
Exons: 9
Coding region: 1-1593 (530 amino acids)
Biological process (GO): protein phosphorylation
Cellular component (GO): cytosol; nucleus; cytoplasm
Molecular function (GO): eukaryotic translation initiation factor 2alpha kinase activity; ATP binding
Source: RefSeq, a predicted model, not a curated record
AUGUUUGGCCAUGGCUCACCUGUACAAGACAACUCGUGGUUCGUCGAAGAGGCCGACGAGGCGGUGCACACAGCGCCAAACUACUUUCGCCUCCUCUCCGAGUCAGCGAAUACGACCGCCGACGUGUCGCUCGAGAGCACACAGGUGCCGGUAGACAUGCCGGGCGUGUCGCGUCUGAGUGCCGACGCAACGAACCCCGGCUACUACGAACGCUUCUUUCACGAACUCGCUCGCCUCGGUCGCGGAUCGCGCGGCACCGUGUUCCUGUGCCAGCACAUUUUGAACGGCCAUCCGCUCGGGCGCUAUGCGGUGAAAAAGAUUCCAGUGGGUGACUAUAGCGAGAGUCUGCUGCGCUCGCUGAGCGAAGUGCACCUGAUGGAGUCGCUGCACCACCCCAACGUGAUCCACUACAAGCAUGCAUGGGUCGAAAUGGCGCAGCUGAGUCCGUUUUCGCCGAGCGUUCCUACGCUGCAUGUGCUGAUGAUGGCGGCCAACGGCGGGAGCCUUGCCGACUGGAUCGCGGCGCGCGCCGGCGAUAGUGAUAGCGAAGAUGCGCCGUCCGCCUCGCCGCGCGUCCACCGCCUCAAGGCCGAGUUCCGGCAGCGGCGUGCAGCCGCGGCGCGGCGCGGUGGCGAGGCGCCCCGGGCGCGCGCCGGUGUCCAUCUCCUGCGCGAAGAUGAAAUCGUGCAGCUGAUGCGCGAUAUUACGCGUGGCCUCGGCUUUCUCCACGACAAAGGCAUCCUGCACUUGGACAUUAAGCCGGGCAAUGUACUCUUGCACUGGGAUGAUGACGCGCUCUUACCCUCGGCGAUGCUGAGCGACUUUGGGUCUUCGCAGCACCUGCAGGAUGCGUGGCAGCGAACGCGCACGGGCCACACUGGCACGCUCGAGUACAUGGCCCCCGAGGCGGUCGUGCGUGACGCGCGGACCGGGGCGCUGGCCGAGCUAUCGAGCAAGGCGGAUGUGUGGUCGCUGGGCAUCCUGUUUCACCUACUCAUCUUUUUCGAGAUUCCCUACUCGCAGUUCGACGACGUCGAGCAGCUGCGUGCAGAGAUUGCCACGUUUCAAAACCUCUCGCAGAGCAUCCGUGACCGCGGCCUCGGCAUGCGGUCGGCCAUGAUCCACCCCCUCCUUACGAGCCUCUUGUCGGACAUGCUCCAAGUCGACCCCCACAAGCGGCCGACAUGUGCCACGAUUCUGCGCACGCUCGAGCAGUAUGGCACCGAGACAAUGGACGCCGCCGCAGCCGAUACGCCGCCUGCGCCGCGCACGCGCCGCCGCAUGUCGCGCGGUGCGCUCGAGGCCCCUGUGCUGCCCGUGCCCCAGCCGGCAGAGGCGCCGCGCGUCCGUGUCGAGCGCCCCGCGCUGCACGAUACCCACCGCAGCGUACUGGCCGUGCUCGUGGUCUUUGGCCAGCUCGUCGUUCUGGACGCCGCGCUGGACCGCCGCCCUGCGUAUGGGUGGCUGCGCUACCUGGUAUGGCUGUUGUGCCUCGCGCAGGUCGCCCUCUGUACAUCCCCCCGUCACGACCCUGGCCUGGCGCUCGGCGCGUUGCUGAGCGUGUUGGCGGUCCUCUUUAUGUUCUUCUUGUAG